This is a messenger RNA of Soboliphyme baturini, 759 nucleotides long. NCBI's taxonomy places the organism in Eukaryota, Metazoa, Nematoda, Enoplea, Dioctophymatida, Soboliphymatidae. The record is from the annotation of a GenBank genome assembly.
AUGAGUCAAAAGAGUUUUACGACCACGCGAGUGAACAUCGAGACGGAAGACGGCUUCCGACUGCGCAGCUGCGGAAUUGAGGAUCUACCGGCUUUCAACGAUGUGCUGAUGACGGUCUUCUACGACAUGCAACUGUGCAACUUGGCGUGCUGCUACCGCGCCUCGCCGGACACCUUUUACGUCAUCGAGGAGGUGACCACUGGCAAGACGGUGGGGGCGAUAUCGUUGAACCGGAUCAGCGAAUCGUUCAUGUGGCAGCACGACGCGGUGUUGUUGCCGGCCUACCAACACCGUCGUCUGUUCUCCACCUUCGAGCCGGCCCUACCGCACGCUCCAAGUUACGGCGGUAACCGCAACCAGUCGAGCUUGAGCUGCUUUCGCAAGGAGCCGUUGCUUUUCGCCCACAAACAAAAGGGUUUUUACGGACAGGUGAGACUUGCACGAAGGGUGAAGGCAUCGUCCCCGCCCGGCUUCCACAUGGCUACCUUCCGGGCCAACAACGAUAUGGUAGAUGAAGAGCUGUUGGCAAAAGUGCUACAGUACGAUGCAGAGAUGUAUGGUAACUUCGAGGCUCCCCGCCGACGCCAGUUCAUCACCGAGUGGAUCACGAAUGGCAACAGUCCGACGGUGGUCGCGGUGGCGCUGAGGGACGUCGACUCGAUGAUCUGCGGCUACGGAGUGGCGAAGAUGAACCUGCGGUCGGACGGCAGAUUCUCGCCGGUGUACGCCGACGACGGGGUCAUCGCCACGGCGAUCUUC